Gastrolobium bilobum is the source of this 738-nucleotide messenger RNA. RefSeq names its product oil body-associated protein 2A-like. The transcript is spliced from 4 exons. NCBI's taxonomy places the organism in Eukaryota, Viridiplantae, Streptophyta, Magnoliopsida, Fabales, Fabaceae. Bases 1 to 738 code for a protein of 245 amino acids. The record is from RefSeq and is a predicted model, not a curated record.
AUGGCUUCCACCGACAAGUCACCGGGCCCCACGCCAGCAAAGGGACCGGAGCCAAUUCCCGGCAAGCCCAUGAGCACUGGGCAGCACGUGAUCGACAAGAGUGUGAUGAUGAUGCAGUCUCUCAAACCCAUAAAGCAGAUGAAGCAGCACGUGUGCACCUUCGCCAUGUACAGCCACGACAUGUCUCGCCAGAUUGAGACUCAUCACUACUGCACCCGCCUCAACCAAGAUUUCCUCCAGUGCGCUGUCUACGAUUCCGAUGACUCCAAUGCUCAUCUCAUCGGUGUGGAGUACAUCGUGUCUGAUAAAAUCUUUGAAACUCUGCCUCCGGAGGAGCAGAAGCUUUGGCACUCUCAUGCUUAUGAGAUCAAAUCAGGUCUCUGGGUGAAUCCCAGAGUUCCAGAGAUGAUUGGGAUGCCAGAGCUUGAAAACCUUGCCAAAACUUAUGGCAAAUUCUGGUGUACAUGGCAGGUUGACAGAGGGGAUAGGCUUCCAAUGGGUGCACCAGCCCUGAUGAUGUCUCCGCAAGCAGUGAGCCCUGGGCUGGUGAGGCCAGAGUUACUGCAUGAGAGGGAUGCCAAGUACAAUAUUUCCUCAGAGAGUUUGGCAAGCUCAAGGUUGGAGAUUCUUGAGCCAGAGAUGAUUAACCCUAUGGCAGACUAUUGGAAACAUCAUGGCAAUGGAUUUGCUAUUGACUUUGAGGAGACUGAAAUGAAAUUGAGGGCACCUUUUCCUUGA